UGCCGUUGCACUGCAGUGUGUCACGUGGUGCAGCUCUACCGCUGCAGUUGCAUCGUCAGUGUGACUGUGUAGUACUGAGCGCAUGCGCGCGUCUCCCUCUCUCCCCCCCGUGCUUUCAGACUUGGCCGGUCGCGUGCGCUCACAUUCCCACAAAAGAAGUUACUAAGAAAAUUCUGAAGUUCGGCCGCAAACUACACACUACCGGACACCAUGGCCUCAGGAGUCACUGUUACUGAAGAAGUUAUUCAAGUCUUCAAUGAAAUGAAAGUGCGAAAGUCCUCAACCUCAGAUGAAGUAAAAAAGCGCAAGAAGGCAGUGUUAUUUUGUCUCAGUGAUGACUUGAAGAAGAUCAUUAUAGAGAUUGGCAAAGAAAUCCUUGUUGGUGAUAUUGGAGACACUGUUGAAGAUCCAUAUGCGGAUUUUGUAAAGCUCCUACCUCUGAAUGACUGCCGGUACUGCUUGUAUGAUGCCACUUACCAAACAAAAGAGUCCAAGAAAGAAGACUUGGUGUUUGUAUUUUGGGCCCCUGAUAAUGCACCACUAAAAAGCAAGAUGAUAUAUGCUAGCUCUAAAGAUGCCAUUAGGAAAAAGUUAACAGGUAUCAAGCAUGAAUGGCAAGUCAAUGGCUUGGAAGACAUCAAGGACCCAUCAAACCUGGUCAAUAGAUUGGGAAGCGGUAUUGUAUCACUGGAGGGGCGACCAGUGUAAACUCAUUUGAUGCUGCCUUUGGAUUCCACUUGCUUUCUAUCUUAGCAGCUGUAUUUUGAUUCAAAGCAGUAGUUUAAAAGUUUUCUCAUUUCGUUUUGUUUUGUUUUCCAUAUGAAGGAGAUCUCUCUAACAUUCAAAUUUAGCGGCUUAUUGCCAACUGGGAAAUAUAUAUAUAUAUAUUAUUUUUUGCUACCCCCACCAAAAAAAGUUAAUCUCAUGGCAUGUUUUGCCUUAAAAGCAAAGCUAUGUACCAGGAUAAGUUUAGUCAUCCCCCCACAACCAUUAAAUUUCUGGUGUUUCUUUUUUGUAUCAGAGAUAUUAAUACUACUGUAACCGACAUGACAAUGCUUUCUGUUAAUGCUUCACAGAGUUGCAUUAACCAAUUGCGAGCACUUUGCACUAUACGUUUUGACGUAUUUAUUUCAACCGUUCUACCUAAUUGGCCUAAUUUGACAUGGCUAAUAUGUUGAGUACUAUGCAGAUAUGAAAGCACUUGUUUAUACACUACAUGUUGAGACACAACUGAGCAUGGGUUACAUGGAAUUUUUCUGUGUUUGUCACCAUAUUAAAGUAACAACCGUUUUCAUUCCUGCAAGGCACAUAAACCGCCUUAUUUUCGAUGUACAGUGUGCCACCAAAGGCGGAGGAGGUGCUGCUUGGUUGUUGUUUUUUUGAACACUAAACGAGAAUGCAUAAUAUCUUAAAGAUGGCAAUACAUGUGUUUGCAGCCUUAAAUUAAACAUUUUUUGAGCUCUAUAAACUUUGUCACUUUGCAAUAAAACCUUGUGGCAAACAAAA
Molecule: messenger RNA, 1506 nt
Organism: Silurus meridionalis
Lineage: Eukaryota; Metazoa; Chordata; Actinopteri; Siluriformes; Siluridae
Gene: cfl2
Product: cofilin 2 (muscle)
Exons: 4
Coding region: 211-708 (165 amino acids)
Biological process (GO): actin filament severing; actin filament fragmentation; cell motility
Cellular component (GO): cytoplasm; actin cortical patch; actin cytoskeleton
Molecular function (GO): actin filament binding
Source: RefSeq, a predicted model, not a curated record